This is a messenger RNA of Fukomys damarensis (Damara mole-rat), 5553 nucleotides long. RefSeq names its product SPHK1 interactor, AKAP domain containing (gene Sphkap). The transcript has 13 exons. Gene Ontology annotation, molecular function: protein kinase A binding. Gene Ontology annotation, cellular component: cytoplasm. NCBI's taxonomy places the organism in Eukaryota, Metazoa, Chordata, Mammalia, Rodentia, Bathyergidae. Bases 334 to 5427 code for a protein of 1697 amino acids. The record is from RefSeq and is a predicted model, not a curated record.
CCGGGUCGCUCACAAAGUUGCCCUGGGAGCUGGGCUUUGCUCGAGACUCCCAGGAAGGAGGACUGGUGGCUGCCCUGGCGGAGUCUGACCCGGGCUGCGUCGGUCCUGCUGCUCGCUGUCAGCCGCUCCGCGAGGCGCGAAGCUGGGUGGGGCCUGCGCCUCCGAGCCGCACUGGGUGGGCGACGGACCGGAGCCCACCUUGAGAGCCCCGCGGGGCUGAGGUCGCCUCUGCCCAGCGGGGUCCCCGGGAGUCUGAAUUUCCGUGCACGCAGCUCUGGAGAGGUUUCGCGCCUUGCGAGCAAAAGGUUUCCAAGCAACUUGGAAUCACCACUGAUGUGUGAAGUUUCAGAAGUGCAGCGGGGCAGCGGCAGCAGCAUCGGCAGUGCAGGAAGCAGCCCGGGCAGCUCCAUCACUGCCUGUAAGAAGGUUCUCCGCAGCAACAGCUUGCUGGAGUCCACAGACUACUGGUUGCAGAAUCAGAGAACGCCCUGCCAGAUUGGUUUUGUGGAAGAUAAGUCUGAAAACUGUGCUUCCGUCUGCUUUGUGAACCUGGAUGUGAACAGGGAUGCAUGUAGCACAGAGCACCUGCAGCAGAAACUGAUCAAUGUUUCACCAGACCUUCCAAAAAUCAUCAGCUCUAUGAACGUCCAACAGCCAAAAGAAAAUGAAAUUGUCCUCCUAAGUGGCCUAGCAUCUGGAAAUCUCCAGGCAGAUUUUCAAGUUUCACAGUGUCCUUGGCUACCAGAUAUCUGCUUGGUCCAAUGUGCAAGAGGGAACAGACCGAACAGUACGAACUGCAUCAUCUUUGAAAUCAAUAAAUUCCUGAUUGGCCUGGAAUUGGUGCAAGAGCGGCAGCUCCACCAGGAAACAAACAUAUUGAAACUGGAGGAUGACACCAACUGUUCCUGGUCCUCAGUUGAGGAAGAUUUCCUCACUGCCUCUGAGCACUUGGAGGAAAGCGAGGUGGAAGAAUAUAGGAGCGGUUAUGGAAAUAUAAACGUGUCAGCCGAUGUUUUUGAAAGUAAAAAGUCAAAGGAAACCACUCAAGAGGAAUGGGAUGACAGGAAGGAAAAAUUCCUUUGUAUUUUGGAAAACAAAUAUGUCAGCAAAUAUAAUACACCAUUGAUGAAAAUGGAAGGAGCUCUGGAAAACACAGCCUCCCAAAGUGGAGAUCCGUCACACAAGCCCUUACAGAGGGAUGGUGAAGCUGUGGGGAAUGAGCAACCAGCCCCAGAAUGUUAUUUGGAGAAUUUUAAAGAGCAACUAGAAACAUCUCAAGCAGUGUACAUUCCCAGGGAUGCUCAUUUCCCCAUGGUGGUGAAGAAAGACCCACCUUCUGCAUGUGGCAUUGUCACUGAGCAGGGCAGCAGCCUAGACCCAAGAGGCCAUGAAGAGUCAAGAAAUUCUCCUCCUCCUAUCCAAGGUGGAGAAGCUACAACUGGAGAGUAUGCUACGAAUUUAGCAGAAUCUGUGCUGCAAGAUGCAUUUAUCAGACUGUCUCAGUCUCAACCCACACUUCCCCAGGAGCCUGCAGUUGAUGCUCCUCUAGGAAGUGCUCUGCUUCCCAGUGGCUGUUCCACCAAAGACAUAGCGGCCGCCAGGUCAUGGAAUGAGCUCCCCAAAAUCGUCAUUGUGCAGAGUCCAGAUGGUGGCAAUGCUGCCCCUGAUGCUGGUGUCUCCUCCUGGCUUGACACCGAUGUUUCUGUUGAUACCGCAAGUGUUCUCUCUGGAGAGAACCCCAGCAGACAUCCUCAGAGUGCUCUAGAAGUAGCGUUAGCUUGUGCAGCCACUGUGAUUGGAACAAUUUCCAGUCCCCAGGCCACUGAAAGAAUCACAAUGGAGCAGGAAUCCUCAGUGUCAAACUGCACGCUGGAAGGCAGUGGAGAGCUGCAAACUCAAGCAUCCCUAGGACUCAAGGACCCUUCCCCCAGUGACUUCUCCUUUCCAUCUGCUUUAUGUGGGAUGACUCAGGUGGCAAGUGCUGUUGCUGUCUGUGGCCUGGGUGAAAGAGAAGAGGUAUCAUGCCCGGUGGCCCCAAGCAAUGUCUUGCCUGCAGCUGAGGCAUCUGAAGCCACCUCUCCACUUUGUAGUUCAGUGACACAGAAGAACAUGGUUCUGGAAAAGGAAGCCAUUGCAGAGGCUUUGCUCACAGAAGUGGCUCUGGUUUUAACCAGGCCUGGGUCCUAUGGCAGCAUUGGAGACAUCAUGGAUUCUGUGAACAGGAGAAUCUUAGAAACUGCUUCAAAGCCUCAGACCCUGUGCUCAGAAAACAUCCUCAGGAACGACCUGGCACAGACCCUAUCCAAUGUUAUCCUGAAGCAUUCCAUUGAUGAAGUUCACCAGAAAAAUAAAAAAAUCCACCCCAGCGAAGACAGACGUGCAUUGGACUCCCUGGACACCCUGAUGGAAAGCACAAACCAACUGCUCCACCAGGUGAUAAUCUUCACGUUCAAGAAGAUGAGCCACAUGGUAAGGCUCAGUGAAUGUCCUACUGUCCUCUCCAAGGAAACUGUCCGAUGGACAGAGACAGAACCCCGAGGCUUCCAGCCAUUUGAUCAGGCUGCUGGUCAAGCAUGGACAAAGACCACCACACACUCCAGCGGCCAUCCUCCUGGUGGUCCAUACAGUCUUGCCAUCGAUGAUCUUAUGGAUGACGUGCAUCCAAAGCAAGAGAAGAGUGGAGCGAGGCCAGGCCUGUUCAAGAACCCCACGCUGCCAUCUGAAUUGUCAUGCAGUCACCAAGUGCAGGAUUCUUCUACUGCUAAAACAUCCCCUAAGGAAAUGCAACUGAAAGGAAUGGUGGGAAAGGAUACGGAGAACCCUCCGCAGAUUCCCUGUCACAAGGAGAAGAAACGUAGAGCCUCUUCAGGAGCGGAAAGGGCUCCAGAAGUGGGCGAGUGCAGAAGCAGCUCUCAGGGUGCGGAGGACAGUACCGAUCCCAACACCCAGGAGAAGUGUGGCUGGGCCACGCAAUUGAACAACGAUGUCCAAGGCACUCGGUCCUUGCUAGGUGAUGACCUGGUGCUUCCCGCUCAACCCAUGCUGGAAGCAAAGCAGGGAGACAUCUUCUGCAUUGCAGACUUCGCGGAAGAACUAGCAGAGACGGUCGUCUCCAUGGCAACUGAAAUUGCAGCUAUCUGCCUUGACAACUCCUAUGGAAAACAACCCUGGUUUUGUGCGUGGAAAAGAGGGAACGAGUUUCUGGUAACACCAAACAUAUCCUCCCAAUCUUUGAAGCGAAGGAAGGAAAGCCAGAGCAGUGGUAGCACCGUGAGGAAACACAAGCCACCGCGGCUCGGUGAGAUCAAGAGAAAAACAGAUGAGCAUCCUGAACUCAGAGAGAAGCUCAUGAACAGGGUUGUGGAUGAGUCGAUGAACCUUGAAGAUGUCCCUGAUUCUGUCAGCAUUUUUGCGAAUGAAGUGGCAGCCAAGAUCAUGAACCUUACGGAGUUCUCCGUGGCGGAUGGCGUGUGGCAAGCGCAGAGCUACUCCCGAAGUCGCUUGCUGAGUGGCGACAGGUGGAACCGGCUGAAGGCCUCCAGCUGCGAAAGCAUCCCCGAGGAAGUCUCUGAGGCCCGGGCCUACGUGAACAGCCUGGGUUUAAUGAGCACCCUAAGCCAGCCAGUCAGCCGAGCCAGCUCUGUCUCCAAACAAUCGAGCUGUGAGAGCAUCACCGAUGAGUUCUCAAGGUUCAUGGUGAACCAGAUGGAAAAUGAAGGGAGAGGAUUUGAAUUACUGCUGGAUUACUACGCUGGCAAGAACGCCAGCAGCAUUCUGAACUCAGCGAUGCAACAGGCCUGCAGGAAAAGUGACCACCUCAGCUUGAAGCCGAGCUGUCCCUCUAAGCAGUCCAGCACCGAGAGCAUAACGGAGGAGUUCUACAGGUACAUGCUGAGGGACGUCGAAAGGGAAAGCAGAGACAGCACCUCCUCCAGAAGAAGCAGCCACGAGUGGAGCACCGGCUUGCUAUCCCCUCCUCUACGAUCCCCACUGUGUCACAGACAGUCGUCCAUGCCGGAUAGCAGAUCCCCAUGCGUCAGGCUGACAGUGAAUGCACCGGUCAAGGCCAACUCCUUAGAUGGUUUUGCCCAAAACUGCUCACAAGAUUUCCUAAGUGUGCAGCCAGUCAGUAGCGCUUCCUCCUCUGGUCUCUGCAAAUCUGACUCGUGCUUGUAUCGCAGAGUUGGGACCGACCAGAUCACGAACAUGUUAAUUCAUGAAACGUGGGCCAGCUCCAUCAAGGCCCUCAUGAGAAAGAACAAAAUUAUCGUGGAUGAUGUGGAGAUAGCUGAUGCCGGUCCUGUUUGUGGUAGCUCCACCUUGCAAAGGGAAAAGGGUGCAAACAGAUUAGCCGCAGGCAGAGUGCACAGUGGUCCAGAUCCGCUGGUUCAGGAGUCUGUUGAUUCCCCGAAGAAGGACUCUGUAAGCGGAAGCGAACAUUCCCCCGGGUCAUCUCCAAGUGAAACUGCUCCUCUUAUCAACCGAGAUGGUUUAGAGUCACAGAAGGAAACUUCCUCGAGCCAUGACGCUGGUCCUCUAGGCCACACCAGGUGGUCCCUUUGCUCCAGGGGGGUGCCUUUGAUUCAGAUUGAAACAGACCAGAGAGAAGAGUAUGCUGGAGAACCUGAACCUUUGCUUUCCCAAAAUGGCUCCUUACCAGAAACAGAAGACCAUUUGAAGGAAGAAACGGUCCCCGAGGGGGCCAGAGGUGAAGACACAGCAGUGAUUGUCUGCCAAAACCAUAGUGACAGGCUUGAUGCCAGAGACGUACCAGAAGCUGAAGUCACAACAGAAGCAAGAGCCCCCGAUGAGUUUCCCAGUCUUCCCAGUAGCAGCGAGGAGAGUACAGGCAGCUGGUCCCAGCUAGCCAAUGAAGAGGACAACCCAGAUGACACAAGCAGCUUUCUGCAGCUCAGCGAACGAUCCAUGAGAUGCAACACAGGCUUGGUUUACAUGAGCAAUGGCAACAGUAGUGCCACUAGCAGUCUUGGCAUUCUGGACCUGGACAUUUAUCAGGAAAGCAUGCCACCUUCUCCCAUGAUUCAUGAAUUAGUAGAAGAAAAGGAAAUUCUCAAAGGACAGUCAGAAAGAAUAAAGGAACAAGCCUCAGGACUGCCAGGGACAGCAGCCAGCCACCAACAGAACCUGCUGGUGAUCAACUUUGACCUGGAACCAGAGUGUCCUGACACUGAGCUUCGCGCCACUCUGCAGUGGAUAGCAGCCUCCGAGCUCGGGAUUCCCACGAUCUACUUCAAGAAAUCUCAAGAAAACAGAAUUGAAAAGUUUCUAGAUGUCGUUCAACUGGUCCACCGGAAGUCCUGGAAGGUGGGGGAUAUCUUUCACGCAGUCGUCCAGUACUGCAAAAUGCAUGAGGAGCAGAAAGAGGGAAUUCCAAGUCUCUUCGACUGGCUCCUGGAACUGGGAUAAGGCAGUCUGGCCCUGAGGAGCAUUUCUUUCCUUUAUCCUAGCUUAGAAAGUAGUGGUUUGCUCAAUGCUCUGAACUUUGUCAGUAUAUCAUGUCAUUUUAGCAGAGCUAUAAAAAAAUGUACUGCU